AUGGUUGCUGCUCUUUUAGCUUCCGGUGCAUCAGCUGGGGCUGUGACUGAUCCUAGUUCACAAGAUCCAGUUGGCAAAACCCCGGCAUUCAUUGCAGCCACCAGUGGGCACAAGGGACUUGCAGGUUAUCUUUCAGAGGUGGCACUAACUAGCCAUCUUUCAUCUCUCAGACUAGAGGAAAGUGAGCUUUCUAAAGGCUCUGCUGAGGUUGAAGCUGAGAGAACUGUAGAUAGUGUCUCAAAGGAGAGCUUUGCUGCCAAUGAAGAUCAGGUUUCACUUAAAGAUACCUUGGCUGCAGUCCGGAAUGCAGCUCACGCAGCCGCACGAAUACAAUCUGCGUUCCGUGCACAUUCUUUCAGAAAUCGACAACACAGAGAAGCUAUUAGUAUAGAUGAGUAUGGUAUGACUGCAGGUGACAUUCAAGGGCUUUCGACUAUGUCAAAGCUGGCCUUUCGUACCCACGAUAUUAAUUCAGCUGCAUUAUCCAUUCAGAAGAAAUAUCGAGGAUGGAAAGGUCGCAAGGAUUUUCUAGCACUUAGACGGAAAGUUGUGAAGAUACAGGCUCAUGUGAGAGGCUAUCAGGUUAGGAAGAACUAUAAGGUAAUAUGUUGGGCUGUUGGAAUUCUAGAUAAGGUAGUGCUACGGUGGCGACGCAAAGGAAUUGGUUUGCGAGGUUUCCGAAAUGAGGAGUCCACUGAUGAAAGUGAAGAUGAAGAUAUUCUCAAGAUGUUCCGCAAACAGAAAGUGGAUGGAGCUAUUGAUGAAGCUGUCUCUCGUGUGCUAUCGAUGGUCGAUUCUCCAGAUGCACGUCAGCAAUAUCAUCGGAUGCUGGAAAAAUACCGCCAAGCUAAGAAAGCUAGGUUUGAAGGGGAGUGGAUUAAUUGUGAGUUCCUGCCAUUUUAUCCCAAGACGGUUGCUCCUCCUAACAAGAUAGUUGCUCCUCCUUUUAUCGUCCCAGGAUUAUACCAGGAUAGUCACCGUGCGAUUUCAGUGUUUAUGUGGGGGAUGCAUGCUGAACUUGGUGACACCAGUGAAGCAGCAGCAUCUAAUUCUCUGGCUGAUGCUACUGAGAUGGAAAAUGAUGAUCUGUACCUUGUACAGUAG
Dovyalis caffra is the source of this 1104-nucleotide messenger RNA. The record is from the annotation of a GenBank genome assembly. Lineage: Eukaryota; Viridiplantae; Streptophyta; Magnoliopsida; Malpighiales; Salicaceae.